CAAUUGCUAUGAACCAUGGCGCAACUGUACUAUAAAAAAGUAAACUACUCACCCUACAGAGACCGCAUCCCCUUGCAAAUUGUGCGGGCAGAGACAGAACUCUCUGCAGAGGAAAAGGCCUUUCUCAAUGCAGUGGAAAAAGGAGAUUAUGCCACUGUGAAACAGGCCCUCCAGGAGGCCGAAAUUUACUACAAUGUGAACAUCAACUGCAUGGAUCCUUUGGGCCGGAGUGCUUUGCUCAUUGCGAUUGAAAAUGAAAACUUGGAGAUCAUGGAACUACUGCUGAACCACAGUGUAUAUGUAGGGGAUGCCUUGCUCUACGCUAUACGAAAAGAGGUCGUGGGUGCUGUGGAGCUUCUGCUCAGCUACAGGCGGCCAAGUGGAGAGAGGCAGGUCCCCACUUUAAUGAUGGACACCCAGUUCUCUGAAUUCACGCCAGACAUCACACCCAUCAUGCUGGCGGCACACACCAACAACUAUGAAAUCAUCAAAUUGCUUGUUCAAAAGCGAGUCAGUAUCCCCAGGCCCCACCAGAUCCGCUGUAACUGUGUGGAGUGUGUGUCCAGCUCAGAAGUAGACAGCUUGCGUCAUUCCCGCUCCAGAUUGAACAUUUAUAAGGCGCUGGCCAGCCCUUCACUCAUUGCCUUGUCCAGCGAGGAUCCCAUCCUAACUGCUUUCCGCCUCGGCUGGGAGCUGAAGGAGCUAAGCAAAGUGGAAAAUGAGUUCAAGACUGAGUAUGAGGAGCUCUCCCAACAGUGCAAAUUAUUUGCCAAAGACCUGCUCGACCAAGCACGGAGCUCCCGGGAGCUAGAGAUCAUCCUCAACCAUAGAGACGACCACAGUGAAGAACUGGACCCCCAAAAAUACCAUGACCUGGCGAAACUGAAGGUAGCAAUCAAAUACCACCAGAAAGAGUUCGUUGCUCAGCCUAAUUGCCAACAGUUACUUGCCACUCUGUGGUAUGAUGGCUUCCCUGGAUGGCGACGGAAACACUGGGUAGUCAAGCUUCUGACUUGCAUGACCAUUGGGUUCCUGUUUCCCAUGCUGUCUAUAGCAUAUCUGAUAUCACCCAGGAGUAAUCUUGGGCUGUUCAUCAAGAAACCCUUUAUCAAGUUCAUCUGCCACACAGCAUCAUAUCUGACCUUCCUCUUCAUGCUUCUCCUGGCUUCUCAACACAUCGUCAGGACAGACCUCCAUGUCCAGGGGCCUCCUCCAACUGUUGUGGAAUGGAUGAUAUUGCCCUGGGUCCUUGGUUUCAUUUGGGGGGAGAUUAAGGAAAUGUGGGAUGGAGGAUUUACUGAAUAUAUCCAUGAUUGGUGGAACCUGAUGGAUUUUGCAAUGAACUCACUCUACCUGGCAACUAUUUCAUUGAAGAUUGUGGCCUAUGUCAAGUAUAACGGUUCGCGUCCCAGGGAAGAAUGGGAAAUGUGGCACCCCACCCUGAUCGCAGAAGCGCUCUUUGCCAUCUCCAACAUCUUAAGUUCCCUGCGUCUUAUAUCCCUGUUCACAGCCAACUCCCACUUAGGGCCUCUGCAGAUUUCUUUGGGGCGAAUGCUGCUCGAUAUCCUCAAGUUUCUCUUUAUCUACUGUCUGGUUUUGCUGGCUUUUGCCAAUGGAUUGAACCAGCUUUAUUUUUAUUAUGAGACCAAAGCAAUCGAUGAACCUAACCACUGCAAAGGGAUCCGGUGUGAGAAACAGAACAAUGCCUUCUCCACGCUCUUUGAAACCCUUCAGUCACUAUUCUGGUCUGUAUUUGGUCUUUUAAAUCUCUAUGUCACCAAUGUGAAAGCCAGACAUGAGUUUACAGAGUUUGUGGGAGCUACCAUGUUUGGGACAUACAAUGUCAUCUCCCUGGUAGUACUGCUUAACAUGCUGAUCGCCAUGAUGAACAACUCCUACCAGCUUAUUGCCGAUCAUGCAGAUAUUGAGUGGAAGUUUGCAAGGACCAAGCUCUGGAUGAGUUACUUUGAUGAAGGUGGCACCUUGCCACCUCCCUUCAACAUUAUCCCCAGUCCCAAGUCAUUUGUAUACCUCGGUAACUGGUUUAACAACACCUUCUGCCCCAAAAGAGACCCUGAUGGAAGACGGAGAAGACACAACCUGAGAAGUUUCACAGAACGCCAUGCUGACAGCUUGAUACAGAAUCAACAUUACCAGGAAGUUAUCAGGAAUUUAGUCAAAAGAUAUGUGGCUGCUAUGAUAAGAAACUCCAAAACAAACGAGGGACUAACAGAAGAAAAUUUUAAGGAAUUGAAACAGGACAUUUCCAGCUUUCGUUAUGAAGUACUCGAUCUUCUCGGAAAUAGAAAACACCCAAGGAGAAGUUUUUCCGCCAGCAGCACGGAACUGUCCCAGAGGGAUGACAACGAUGACAGCAGUGGCGGGGCUCGGGCCAAAUCCAAGAGCGUCUCUUUCAGUCUGGGCUGCAAGAAAAAAGCCAACCAGGGGCCACCUCUCAUCAGAACCAUGCCACGAACCAGCGGCCCGCCAGGGAAGUCCAAAGCCGAGUCAUCCAGCAAGCGCUCCUUCAUGGGGCCUUCCCUUAAGAAAUUGGGGUUCUUCUUCAACCGCUUUAAUAACGGUCAGACGUCCGAGCCCAGUUCGGAGCCCAUGUACACCAUUUCGGAUGGCAUCAUCCAGCCACACUACAUGUGGCAGGACCUCAGAUAUCCUCAGGGGGCCAAAGGCAAAGAAGAGCCGUGUUCGCAGAGCGAGCUCAAUCUCAGUGCUGCAGAAUUGGGCGAAGCUCGGGGUCCGGCGCAUAGCAGAGAGAGCCCCCUCGCCUGUGCCAGCUCGCUUCAGUGCAUCUCCAGCAUCUGCUCCUCAAAUUCGAAACUUUUAGACUCCUCGGAGGAUGUCUUUGAAACUUGGGGAGAGGCCUGUGACCUGCUCAUGCACAAAUGGGGCGACGGACAAGAAGAACAAGUCACAACUCGCCUCUAAGUUGCAGCCCUCUCAAUCCCCGGUUCUGGAACUCGGCAGAAUCUUUGUAAUGUCCUUUCUCUCAGAGGUGACACAGAAUAUGACCCCCCUCACUGCACCCGCUUUCUCCUCUCACCCCUUCCCCAGGGAGAAUAGCACUCCUCUGAUCGUCCCGGUCUUUUAUAGCCACAUGCUCCAUUUUUUUAUUCUUGCUUUUUGUUAUGAUUUGCCUUUUUAUACCUCUAAACACUCAGUCCAUUUCACAACCAACUGAAGGGGACCCCCUUCUCAGCAGAGGUACAGUCGGGUGCUUAGUCCUUUGGCUUUGCUUUUCUUACCCUUGCUUCCUUGAAGCUCCAGGUGCCACUUUGCUACUGUUGCUGCCGCACAGAUUCCUGACCUUCCUCAGGAUCUCACACCAUUUCCCCACAGGGAUGAGGGGUGCGUCCAGCUGUUCCCACCAACUAUCAAAGGAGGCACACUAAGCUGCCUGUCUUUGCCCUUCAGUGCUACACGCUGCCCAUCUGGUUCAAUGAACAGCAUCAAAGACUGCACAGACUCCAAAGAAUUGUCAGCUUGUGGUUUCUAGGCAUAUCUGGCCUUUUUUGGUUUUUGUUUUUCACAGUACAAUUUCUCCUUAUUGUGAGGGCUGUUGGGUUCUUACAGAUGUGUUAGUUUCCUAAUGUAUUCCGGUGAAUAUUUACCCCAUAGUAUAUGUCAUAACUAAUAAGUUAGUGACUUACUUUCCUGUAUUUGUGUAUUUCAGUUAACUUGCAAAAUUUUAAACUUUGAUAGUAUUGAGAUUAGUAUUUAGAAUGUGUACCAUUUUUUUAAAAGAAAACAACUAUUGCACUCUAGCAAACAGUCACUACAUCUCAUACAUUUGCAAGUAAAAGUAAUUAGCUGGCAUAUUUAUUGGGUCCUAUCUAACUGUUGAGUUAUAAUUAUCAUGACUAUCAAAGCAUUUUGAAAAUUAAACCUGGGUUUGAAAAUA
Molecule: messenger RNA, 3916 nt
Organism: Suncus etruscus (white-toothed pygmy shrew)
Lineage: Eukaryota; Metazoa; Chordata; Mammalia; Eulipotyphla; Soricidae
Gene: TRPC5
Product: transient receptor potential cation channel subfamily C member 5
Exons: 10
Coding region: 16-2943 (975 amino acids)
Biological process (GO): manganese ion transport; calcium ion transmembrane transport; regulation of cytosolic calcium ion concentration
Cellular component (GO): cation channel complex; membrane
Molecular function (GO): inositol 1,4,5 trisphosphate binding; protein binding; store-operated calcium channel activity
Source: RefSeq, a predicted model, not a curated record